This is a messenger RNA of Daldinia loculata, 1413 nucleotides long. RefSeq lists its product as uncharacterized. The coding region runs from base 1 to 1143 and encodes 380 amino acids. The record is from RefSeq and is a predicted model, not a curated record. The transcript has 2 exons. Lineage: Eukaryota; Fungi; Ascomycota; Sordariomycetes; Xylariales; Hypoxylaceae.
AUGCGAGGGCCUUUUGGUACCUACGCCCUUGGAGCGUUCUUUGGAGGACUGCUUUUUGUGGGAGCCAAAGCGCAAAUGAAGGUUAGCAGCUUUGAUGGCCCCGUCACCAAGGAAGAGCUGAAAUCAUUCAACGACUAUGUCGUUACCCUGAAGCCUGCUACCGACAAUAAGGGGAAUCAAUGGGUGCAGGGCCAUAGCGGAGAGCAGACAAAGGCAAUGGGCCUUGUCUAUCAGAUGGCCGGACAACAAGAAACGCUAGACCAUAUGCUUCGUUUCUGCGAUGCGGUUUUGUCGGAGAGAAAUGACCUAGCAAAGGCCCCAGUUGGCCAGCACAAGAUUUGGACGGGCGGAAUCGAUCCUGUCUGGCCGAACGAUGUUACUAAGAAACCAACCCAAACUGGCGGAGGGAGAAGGCGACCCUUAUGGCGCUACCUAUAUGGAUCGAGCCGGGACCUAUCUCAAGCAGGCGGAUUUCUCGAUGAGCAACAAUAUCUUAAAACGAUUACUGGGUCUUUCGAACGGAAACAAGAUGUACUUUGCCAAGGACUCGCCUAUAUGGGCGGGAAACCAGUCCCGUGGAAUCAACAGAUGAUGUUCAACUAUGCGUUCAUGAAUCUCUGCAGCGCACAUAGGAUCCUCAACGACAACCCUGAAUUGCUCGGGAAGUACAAGUCGAUCCUUACUGCUAGCAUAGAUUGGUUCUUCCACGGAGGUGGUGUGCAGACCAAGAAGAGCAAGAAAGGCAGCACCGUCUACGACUGGUGCUAUACUGUACUAAGAACGACCGGCGAGGACUCGAAUCAUGGCGCGCUCGACGUUGCCGGGUUUUACCGUACUUACAUCGACGGCAACUAUGACAUCACGGCCGACCAGAUGAAGCCGUUCGCCAACAUGUUUGUUGAUGUCAUGACUCUAGGAAAGGAGAAAUAUGUAGGGACUGUAGACGGCAAAACCGACGGCGACGGCCAUGCCAAACCCACCAAAAAUAUUCGCAGUGGUUACCUCUUUCUAGCUGAAUUCUGGUUUGAUGCUUGUAAGAGCAUGAUGUCGGCUGAUUUAUCGGUCGGUGGUAAAGGAACUGGAAGUGCUGAUGGAUUUUCCCGUUUCCUGUGGGUGAAGAAUCAGCGUGCUAAGGCGAAGUAAAUAAACGAUAGCAAGAUCGUUUGUAGCUACUACUUAUCUUCCACAUAUUAGCGAGUGACACACUCAGUUGGAAGCAAGUUGGGUAUUAUAGUCCUAUCUACACUUCUAAAUAACAAAAGAGGAAGAAACAUUUAUUUCGGCCAAUCCCGGUUGAUAAUCUAGUUUAUUUCAUAGCAUCGUGAAUACUAGACUAUGGAGUUAAUACUGUGCUUAUAUAUAUAGGUUAUAUCUAAUAUCUAACGAGAUCAAGAUGUCUGUAUUAUAGUAAAU